GAAUGCCAAGAUAUUUAUGUAAGCAAGAGCGGGUCUCCCGGAGCUUUUGUCGGGCCGAGAAAGCUUUGUUAAAGUUCGUUUUUCUUUUCGUUCUUUUCUCUUUGUUCUUUCCCAACAUAAAAGCUCACCACGCUCAAGAUGUCCUCUCUUCAGAUCCCUUAGUCCAUUUUGAAUCGAUAUCUUGUCAUUUCUCAUGUGUGAGCACUCAAUUGCGAGCCCAAUCAUACCAACGAGUGGAUGAGAAUAUCUGUCUGCUGCCGGCGACUACAUUGAGUCCCUUGCGCUGACAGCAUCAAUUGUCAUUGUCCGUCGCUUAUAUAUAUUCACAUUACUUUCAAUAUGGUCCUUACCAAGGAGAAUGCCUCCGUCGGCAUCAUCGGAAUGGGUGAUAUGGGCAAAAUGUAUGCUCAGCGACUGAGCCAAGCAGGUUGGAGGAUAAAUGCCUGUGACAGACCGGAUAAGUACGAAUCAUUGAAACAAGAAUAUGCAUCAGACCAAGAUAUCUCUAUAUUCCCGAAUGGACACUUGGUCUCGCGGAUCAGCGACUACAUCAUAUACAGCGUAGAGGCCGCUUAUAUUGACAGAAUAGUUGCAGAAUAUGGUCCUUCAACGAAAGUCGGUGCGAUUGUUGGCGGCCAGACGUCCUGCAAAUCUCCGGAACUUGCAGCUUUCGAUAAACAUCUCCCAUCGGACGUAGAGAUUGUCUCAUGUCACUCGUUGCACGGGCCGAAAGUGAAUACAAAGGGCCAGCCGCUGGUUCUUAUCCAACACCGAGCUUCCGACGAGAGCAUGAGAUUCAUCGAGCGAGUGUUUGCUUCAUUCGAGUCUCAAUAUGUCUAUCUCAGUGGCGAGAUGCACGACCGCAUCACAGCCGAUACCCAGGCUGUGACGCACGCCGCAUUCCUGAGCAUGGGCACAGCAUGGUACUCCAAUAAUCAGUUCCCCUGGGAGAUCGAUCGUUGGGUAGGAGGUAUCGAGAACGUCAAGAUCAAUAUCACUCUUCGCAUCUAUGCGAAUAAAUGGCACGUCUACGCCGGCCUCGCCAUUCUCAAUCCUGCCGCUCGAACACAAAUAAGACAAUAUGCGAAGUCGGUCACGGAACUUUACAAAUUGAUGAUUGAGGGGAAAAGAGAGGAAUUGAAGAGAAGGGUCAAAGAGGCUGGCGCAGCGGUCUUUAAGUCAGAUACCGAGGGACAGGAUCUAUUGCUGAGGGAUGAAGUGCUUGAUCGAUUUUCGUUGUCGAAUAAAGAUUCUCGUGAAGAGGCACCUCCAAAUAAUCAUCUCAGUCUGUUGGCUAUUGUGGAUUGUUGGUCUAAGCUGGGUAUUGUCCCGUACGAUCAUAUGAUCUGUUCUACUCCUCUAUUCCGUCUCUGGCUCGGUGUCACCGAAUACCUCUUCCGUAAUGAAAGUCUCCUCGACGAAGUUCUCGACAUAGCCAUCGACGACCAAACAUUCCGUUCCGACGAUUUGGAAUUCACAUUUGCUGCACGAGCAUGGUCAGAUUGUGUCUCAUUCGGCGACUUCGAAUCAUACCGGGACAGGUUCGAGCGUAUCCAGAGCUACUUUGCGCCUCGAUUCCCGGAUGCGGUGAAAUUGGGUAAUGAGAUGAUGAAGACAAUCCUGGAGAAGACAAGUGAUCAUCCUUGAGUUUUUUUUUUAUAGGAAAGAGAUAUUAUUAUGCGUUUAUUGAUAUCAGUGAGACAAGCUUACUAUUACUUUGACUAUUA
This is a messenger RNA of Talaromyces stipitatus ATCC 10500, 1727 nucleotides long. RefSeq names its product prephenate dehydrogenase. Gene Ontology annotation, biological process: L-tyrosine biosynthetic process. The transcript has 7 exons. Gene Ontology annotation, molecular function: prephenate dehydrogenase (NAD+) activity; NAD+ binding; prephenate dehydrogenase (NADP+) activity. NCBI's taxonomy places the organism in Eukaryota, Fungi, Ascomycota, Eurotiomycetes, Eurotiales, Trichocomaceae. The coding region runs from base 340 to 1647 and encodes 435 amino acids. The record is from RefSeq and is a predicted model, not a curated record.